AAUAUCACAUUACCUCUUCAUUCACAAUGUAAUUUUAUACAUCUCUAAAAAUUAUAUAUGAUCCGUUUAUGAAAUGCAGCACAAGAACAAAUUUGUAAACAUUUUCAAAGAUAAGAAAUAGUGAUUUAAAAAUAGACAUUAAUAGAGAGGAAAACUAUAUCCACAUUCACAUGCUAAAGUAAUGACAACGUAUUCCCUCGUGAUCAACGAAAAACGAUUCAACUGAACCGGGAUAAGCGUUGAACUACAACUCAACAUUUAAAAGCCAACGUUUAUCCCUGCUGCCCCUCUCGGGCAAACGUACCUACCUGUGAAAAGUACGGUUCAUGAUGGAUUCGCCCAUCCCAUAGGGAUUACGUUGCGAUUGAGACGCUAGUAUUUAGCCGCUAGCUUUGUUUACAACUUGGUGAUAAGGACUCGGCAACUAUUUUAUAACAGCCAUCGUAUCGGAAGUUUGUUGAAAAUCAAACUACUUGAAUGUUCGUGUGAAAUUAGUUCUGGAAUAUUUAUACAUGUUUUAAAGACAAACAUUGCAUAACUAAAUAAUAUCUUCUGAGGAAAACGUGAUAAAAUUAUUUGUAUGGCCUAUUCUAGUUGAAACCAUAGUUUUAUCACAUUUUGUUGACAUAAUGGCGAAUAUUUUUCAUUAUUUUUAAAGUAUCGGAGAUGGAUGAAACAAAUCCUGUCGGGUUAUUUCUGGUGACAUCUGGUAGUAAAGGAGAUCGCUUACUUUUCAGAUAUCCAUUUUGCAGUGAGAUAACAAAAGACACAGAUAACAAAAGAAGCAAAAAGUGUCCUUAUGCUUUAAUAAAUGACAACAAAGAUGAUCUGUACAUAUUUCAGGAGGAAAACUUGGAGUCAAAUGAAUGUAGCUUGUCUGGGUUUGAUGAUAAAUUAUUGUCAACCUUAUUUGCUGUAAAGCCAGAGCUCUGUGGGCAGAAAUUUGAACUGAAAAUUGAAAAUGUUCGCUUUAUCGGUCAUCCAACUUAUUUACGUCAUAUCUCAACAAGGGAGAAAACAACUAUUACAAUGUUUCAUGUUGUAUUUGCUCUUCGAGCUGAUGCAAGCUAUUCCAUUGUGGAUUGUUAUCAUGAUCUGUGUCACAGAUUCUCUAUAGCUAUUCGUCAUGAAGAAGUGCGCUGCAACUAUUUAACAUCACAAGUGAAACUUAUGCAGAGUGCUCAUGAUGAAAUAGCUGCUUUACCAGAAGGUCAUAAUGAAUCUCCUUUUCACUUAAUUCUUUCAAGAAGUGAGCUGGCUGUGCAACUUAAAAUGACAUUUGAUGAUUUAAAAAGUUGUGGCAUUGUUCACUCCAAAAUAAAUAACUGGAUAGAACUCAGUUUUUGCUUACCUAUGAAAGUCCAUAGGUUACAAGAUGAAAGGUUGCUAGUUGAGCCUGAAGAUAUAAAUGCCUGUUUGAAAGAUCUAAGGCCAUAUCAUGGCUUAUUGCUGUUGACUGAUGCUGGCGAGUUGCUGAGCUCUCUUCCCGAAGACUCUUCUCCUGCAUUAAUACGCUUGAUCAGUGUCACCAGUCCACUGAAGAACCUGCAACAAUUGGCAGCAGAUGCAGAUAUAAUUCUUUCUCAUGUUUUCCAGUUGGUCAGUCACUUGCUGUAUUGGGGUAAAGCUACCAUUAUUUAUCCUUUAUGUGAUAAUAAUGUUUACGUGAUUUCACCGUAUGCACCUACUAAUAUUUAUUCAACACUGGAAACAAAGUUUUCUGAACAGUUUCCCAACACUUUCCUCCUUGCUAUCCUCAGUCAGUUCUCCUUACCUAUCUCACUCAGUGAAUUGGACAACCCAAUGAGUUCAUCCUACCAACAAGCCCAGAGAGUGCAGAUGGUAAUUUGGAUGCUGCAGCAUAGGCUUUUGACCCAACUUCAUACUUAUGUCUAUCUCAUUCCCUCUGAAAGAGCCUCCUCCUCCAUACAAAAUGGAGAAUUGAUUGAGGAUACAACGCGAACUGCCAAAACAUUGGAAUCAUCUGAUUUGAGUAGUUCUUAUCAAAGUGAAGAAUCUCUUUUAAGUCCCUCUCAUUCCAAAGCAUCAAGUGUGUCUGAUGAAGAGGAUUUGUCCCUACGAGAGCAAGAUUCUAUCCGACAAGCCAACCUCACACCACUGGAACGGGACAGCAUUCUCAGAGAUGCCUCACACAAUAGCAAAGAUGAUCUCAAAAAUUUUAUUAGGUUUUGUCCUUACUUUAGAGGUCGUCAUCAUCUGGAAGAAAUUAUGUAUUGUGAAAACAUCAGACGGUCUCAUCUCUUGUCAUUAUUGGAUAAAUUCCGUAACAUUUUAAUAACGUGUCAAUUUGAAGAUACAGCAGUUGUGGCCUUGAAUAAGCGUCUGUGAUAAAUCCAAAAGCUUAUGUAUAUAUUCUUGUCAGUAAAUUAUCAGAUAUCAAAAUAA
Molecule: messenger RNA, 2406 nt
Organism: Argiope bruennichi
Lineage: Eukaryota; Metazoa; Arthropoda; Arachnida; Araneae; Araneidae
Gene: Nprl3
Product: GATOR complex protein NPRL3-like
Exons: 14
Coding region: 667-2349 (560 amino acids)
Biological process (GO): TORC1 signaling; positive regulation of autophagy; negative regulation of TORC1 signaling
Cellular component (GO): GATOR1 complex
Source: RefSeq, a predicted model, not a curated record